AUGGCUUCAAUCUCGGCCCCUACUCCUCCCCGCAGUCUCUUUUUCCCUGCCUCCCUCCGACACUCCAAAAGCCGUCGUUCCUCCCUUUCCCCUUCUCCAGCAUCCCCUAGGUUUCCCGAUCCCUCUCUUUGUCGCUGCACCAAUUCCUCUUCUUCCUCUUCCUCAUCGGAUAACCCGGGCCUGCGAUGGGAUGCUUUGAUUCAGGACGUUGUCAAGGGCGCAAUGAAAAGGUUGGAAUCCAUUAUCGGGAAUCCAGCCCAAGAGGGCUUGGACGAGGGACCCGUCGUGGAGAGAGGAAUCCGAGAAGAAUGUGAAGACGAAGGACAUGAAUGGGAUUGGGAUCGCUGGAGGAGGCAUUUCGAGGAGGUCGAUGACCAGGAGCGGCUCGUCUCUGUCUUGAAGUCUCAGUUGAGUUAUGCUGUACAUAAGGAAGAUUAUGGAGAUGCUGCUAGGCUCAAGGUUGCAAUUGCAGCUGCAGCAAUGAACGACACCGUGGGCAAAGUGAUGACACAUCUGGUGAAAGCAGUAGUUGAAGAGCGCUAUCAGGAGGCAGCUUUCUUACGGGAUCAUGCUGGUGCUGGACUGGUGGGCUGGUGGUCUGGUGUCUCUGAUGAAGUGCGUGAUCCUUAUGGCUUGAUUGUGCGCAUAACUGCAGAGCAUGGGAGAUAUGUUGCCAGAAGCUACAGUCCUCGUCAGCUCGUUACAUCUGCAGCAGGUGUUCCCCUGUUUGAGAUCUUUCUUACGGUGAAUACAAAUGGCGAAUACAAACAAAAGGCUGUUUACCUGAAAAGAAAAGAGCAUCCUCAAGGUCCUUCAAAGCUGGCAUCGAUAGCACCAAGUGGACCCAGUCGGUUAAGUCGUUCUGGGCCAACCGAACAGAAAGAUGAUCUGUUUGUUGUAACUACUGAUGAGACCGAGGAUGAUGAGGAUACAGAAGAUGGUUCUGAUCCAGCUGAUGGAUUUCCUGGUUUUAACAAUAUCAUGCGAGAUAUGAUACCUGGUGUGAAGGUCAAAAUUUUGAAAGUGACAACACCUGCAAAGAUGGAUAGGGAGUUCAUAGCCAAGGUGAUAGAUGAUCUAGUGGAUGAAGAAGAUUAUAUGAAGGAUGUUGACUUGGAAAGUACUGAAGGUGAAGAUGAUAUUGAGGAAAGUGAGGAAGAAGGAGAUGAGAUUGACAUAGAUGCUGCUAGUGAGAUGAUUGAUAGUGUAGAGAAUGGUGAGAUAUCAAUUAAGGUUGUGGUGGGAGGUCUUGCUCAGAGGCCUUCAUCCUCUGUGGCUGGAGAAGAUAAUGUUAGGGUACCAAUUAAGUUAGAGAAAAAGGGGUACAGGUCAUUUUCCCUGUCUGUAGAACAAGAGACCAACAAACAGGAUGCUGGCGCCAAGGAAUUGGAUGCUAGUGAGAAACAAGGGCAGCGCACUCUGGACCAAGUUAUGUUUGACCUUACUAAAUUCAUUGGCCCUGAGAAAAUUCCGUUGAAGGUGCUGAAAGAUCUUAGUGAGCUAGUAAGUGUUAGCCUCAGUCAAGCUCGAAACCGUCAACCAUUGUCUGGCUCAACAACAUUUCAUCGAAUUGAUAUAUCAGCCUCGCCAGACCCUUUGAGUGGACUGUAUGUAGGUGCACAUGGGCUGUACACGUCAGAAGUUAUACACUUGCAACGCAAAGUCGGUCAAUGGAAAGAUGAUGGAGUGUCUAAGGAGGCUUCUAGAAUUGAGUUCUAUGAAUAUGUUGAGGCAGUGAAAUUAACUGGAGAUCCUUAUGUACCUGCUGGGGAGGUAGCAUUUCGGGCCAAAGUCGGUAAACAAUACCAGCUUCCUCACAGAGGUAUCAUUCCUGAAGAAUUUGGAGUGAUAGCAAGGUAUAAAGGACAAGGGAGGCUUGCUGAUCCAGGAUUUGGGAACCCUCGAUGGGUUGAUGGUGAACUUGUUAUUCUCGACGGAAAGUACAUUAAAGGAGGACCUAUUGUUGGAUUUGUGUAUUGGGCUCCUGAAUAUCACUUCUUGGUGUUCUUCAACCGCCUACGGCUUCCAUAG
This is a messenger RNA of Linum trigynum, 2031 nucleotides long. The record is from the annotation of a GenBank genome assembly. NCBI's taxonomy places the organism in Eukaryota, Viridiplantae, Streptophyta, Magnoliopsida, Malpighiales, Linaceae.